CGCAAACUCAGCAACUGAUAAGCAAGCCCGCUCGUUAAUGGUCUGGCAUCACCACACAGCUUGGCAAAAAGCCAACGCAUGCUGUCAGAAGAUUCACCGUGUACUUGCAGCGAAAUUUCAAAUCGCAUCAAUGACGCGCGAUGAUGGAUCGCUCGAGAGUCGAAAGACGGUCACGAUAUAGCCUGGUGGACUCCAAGACUCUGGAUUGACACUGGCAGACGGGAACGGAAGAAGAAGAGCAGGAGGAACAACGAGAGUAAGACUGAAAGAAGAGGGACCAGGCGAACAGAUCCCUCAGAACGAGAGUAGGUGGGAUUGGAUUUGGCAGAGGCGUGCGACUCGUUGGCGCUGCUGGAUGCCGUUGGUGAUGCGAAGGAGUAGGACAAGAAGAAGGGGCAGGGGGUGGAGUUUGGUUGAUGUCCGAGACGAAGACGGAGGGGUUGCGGAAGGGAAAUACGGAGUAGGGUAGAGUGCACGGAGUAGAGCAAGAUGAGGGGUGAGUAGAGAAGAGACGAGAGAGAAGGCGCGCGAGUGACAAAACGGUGGCGGUGGUGGUGUAGGCGAACUGCCGGACAACCGAACCGUCCGUAUAUUCCUACGAACUCGGUAUUCGACGGUAUUUAAGGGAGAGCCGCGCGAGCGUAGCACGCCAGUUGUCAGCACGGCCGGUCGGCGGUUGGUUAGCUUCCAGCGAACCGACAUCCGCUGGAUCGUCACGUCGCGUGCAAAAAUUCGACGUUUAAGUAAUCAAAUCUCGUCUAGAUGAUUUCGGUGUUACAUCUGCUAAUCACUGUUCACCGUUCUCCGUUCUCCGUCUCGUCUUCUUUGAAAAUUCAUUUUUUCAACGGUAACAACGGUGUGAUUUAAUCGCGGGACGCACAGUGACACGAGUGAUACGAGUGAUACGAGUGAACGAGUAACGUAAGGGAGGGAUUGGUAUAGGUUUCUCUCUCGCGAAAUCUCGGUGACGGCGUUAUGUGAGAGUACGACACAUAUGGCAUUGCUUGAAUCUUCCGUGAUACUUGGCAAUCCAGAGAAUCCGUUAUCUUUCAAUAUCGGACGCGGUACGGAUGAGUGUAUCAAAGAGCAGGUACCCGAUGCUACUGCUGCUGGCAUUGGGAAUGAUUUUCGCGCAACCGUCCGUCGAGGCUUUACCACGAGAAGCCACAGUAUCUCGAUCAUCACGAUCUUAUCGGACGGGCGAUCGGAGCGGAUCAUUCGGUGGCCUGGAGCUUGCGCCAAGGAGACCAUCGUCAAUUGGGGAGGCACCGACGCGACGCUGCGGCAGAUCUGGUUGCGGAAGUCGAGCAGAAAGCUGCAAUUGAUAUACGCCGGUGAAACUUUGACUGACUGCAUUGACGAGCUCGCGCGAUGGGACGACAGCGAGUGUUCGGCCAGCUCUCGCGGCGUCCAUCACCAUCACCGCGAUGACGGUGACGAGGUGUCGAUCGUGGUGUUCCAACUGGACGACGGUAAGGACGCUUCGAGGAUACCCCGUGAUCUCUCUUGGCUAUCGUCAACAUCGGAGCUUCGUCACCGGUGUGCUCGCAUGAGAAUGCGAGCACGGGACCAAGUGGUGGCUCAACGUCGACAUAGAAAAUACGUAGCAAGAUCAAAGGCAAACGUGACGGCGAGUAACGAGAAACAGGGUCGUGGCCGAAAUCGGAUUCGAAGGGAAUUAUUCAUGAUACCAGGGACACAAUGGUGCGGUCGCGGCGAUCGUGCUACCAAGUAUACCAAUCUGGGUGGCUUUGGCGUCGCUGACGCCUGUUGCCGCAAGCACGAUACGGCUUGUCCGUUCCAUAUACCGGCAUUCGAGACGCGCUACGGCGUCUUCAAUUGGAGAAUAUCGAGUAUGAUGCACUGCGUGUGCGACGAACGGUUUCGCACGUGCUUGAAAAUGGCUGGGACCGCGUCGGCCGAUUUUAUAGGCAAGAUCUUUUUCGACGUGCUGCAAUCGAAAUGCUUUAUCUUGAAGCCACAGAAGGUAUGCGUGAAACGAUCGUGGUGGGGCAAGUGUCAGCAUUACGAGUAUCGAAAACAAGCCUACGUACGAGAUAACGUUCCUUACUAGAGUGACGCGCCAGAGCGAUUCCAACGUGAAGAAACGACGAAAUACAUAUGCUUUUUUUCUCGAGAGGUCAAUAGCAAUUCUCAGGGAUGUAAUAUUUUAUCGACUUGUAACAUCUAAUAUCGAGAAGGAGGCACGACAAAAUCAGCGAGAAAGACUCGAGUCCGAACUUGUAAAAGUUGUAUCAACCAAGUCGCGCCAAAGUACGAUUGACAAUACGUCGCAAUCCACUUGAUCGUUUCAACGGAAUCGUUACAUCAACGGCCGAUCGCUACGUCGGGGACAAAGGGAAUGCCUGCGAGCGAAUCGAUAUUCACGUGCCAUUUCGCGUUUACGUCGUAAACGCGCAAUCUAUUUAUUUAUUCCUCUUAUUAAUCUAACUGUUCUUUCUUUUUCUUAACUCUCUCUCUGUAUUUCAACAGAGAGUCAGGGAUCAAAUGAAAUGGCAAAUUUAAGUGGAAUCAAAUUCAAUUAUUAUAUUCAUUUCUUGAUUCAAUCGGCGGCGAAUCUUACGUAAUGUAGAGUCGUUAUAUUAAGCUUGUAGAUAGCAUCAGCGCACUUUCUAACCAUUUCGACGGACAAAGAACGUAAAAAUAUGAAACAUAACGAAAAUAUCUCUUGUAGUGAGACAUAAACGAUAUCGAGGGCAAUUUGAAAGAUUUUUAACAACAGGUUGCAACUGCAUAUUGUAUAUUAGAACUACUCAUAAAAUGUACGAGAUACAAUUUCCGAUAUCACUGCAAUUAAUUAUCUUCCUAUCGUUUGACAUAGUUUGAGAUAACAAAUACUUUAUACGAGAAAAAAUUAAACAAUUUAUAAUCAUAAAACUUUUCACGGAUA
Molecule: messenger RNA, 2911 nt
Organism: Ooceraea biroi (clonal raider ant)
Lineage: Eukaryota; Metazoa; Arthropoda; Insecta; Hymenoptera; Formicidae
Biological process (GO): phospholipid metabolic process; arachidonate secretion
Molecular function (GO): A2-type glycerophospholipase activity
Source: RefSeq, a predicted model, not a curated record